This is a messenger RNA of Peromyscus maniculatus bairdii (prairie deer mouse), 2377 nucleotides long. The record is from RefSeq and is a predicted model, not a curated record. NCBI's taxonomy places the organism in Eukaryota, Metazoa, Chordata, Mammalia, Rodentia, Cricetidae.
CGUCACUGCGCCGCCCCUGCGGAAAGCCUCCCUCACCACUCGUGGCUGUUCGUGGCGCUUGGGACGGAGGCAUGGCGCGCGAGCUGCGGGCUGUGCUGCUGUGGGGCCGCGGGCUGCAGGCUACACUGCGGGCGCCCACGCUGGCGGGUGUCCGGCGAGGAAAGCCAGUUCUGCACCUUCAGAGGACCACAGUCCAGUUUCGGGGCCCCACACAAAGCCUGGCGUCAAGGAUCUCUGCAGGACAGCUGUAUAGCACACAGGCAGCCGAGGACAAGAAGGAGGAGGCCCUGCACUCCAUCAUCAGCAGUACCGAGGCUGUGCAGGGUUCUGUCUCCAAACAUGAGUUCCAGGCAGAGACAAAGAAACUUUUGGACAUUGUGGCUCGUUCCCUGUACUCAGAAAAAGAGGUGUUUAUUCGAGAGCUCAUCUCCAAUGCCAGCGAUGCCUUGGAGAAACUGCGGCACAAGCUGGUGUCUGAAGGCCAGGUGCUGCCAGAAUUGGAGAUUCACCUGCAGACUGAUGCCGAGAAAGGCACCAUCACCAUCCAGGACACUGGCAUUGGGAUGACACAGGAGGAGCUGGUAUCCAACCUGGGUACAAUCGCCAGAUCGGGAUCAAAGGCCUUCCUGGAAGCACUGCAGAACCAGGCAGAGACCAGCAGCAAGAUCAUUGGCCAGUUUGGAGUGGGCUUCUAUUCGGCCUUCAUGGUGGCUGACAAAGUUGAGGUCUAUUCCCGCUCAGCGACCCCAGAGAGCCCAGGUUACCAGUGGCUUUCAGAUGGUUCUGGAGUGUUUGAAAUCGCUGAAGCUUCCGGAGUUAGACCUGGGACCAAAAUAAUCAUUCACCUCAAGUCAGACUGCAGAGACUUCGCUAGCGAGUCCCGGGUGCAAGAUGUGGUGACAAAGUACAGUAACUUUGUCAGCUUCCCCUUGUACCUUAAUGGAAGGCGGAUUAACACCUUGCAGGCCAUCUGGAUGAUGGACCCAAAGGACAUCAGUGAGUUGCAGCAUGAAGAAUUCUACCGUUACAUUGCUCAGGCUUAUGACAAACCCCGCUUCACUUUGCACUACAAGACAGAUGCACCACUCAACAUCCGCAGCAUCUUUUAUGUGCCAGAGACGAAACCAUCCAUGUUUGACGUGAGCAGGGAGCUGGGCUCCAGCGUGGCACUGUAUAGCCGCAAGGUCCUCAUCCAGACCAAGGCUACAGAUAUCCUGCCCAAGUGGCUGCGCUUCGUCCGAGGUGUGGUGGACAGUGAGGACAUCCCCCUGAACCUCAGCCGAGAGCUCCUGCAGGAGAGUGCGCUCAUCAGGAAACUCCGGGAUGUUCUACAGCAGAAAUUGAUCAAGUUCUUCCUUGACCAGAGUAAGAAAGAUGCUGAAAAAUAUGCCAAGUUUUUUGAAGAUUAUGGCUUAUUCAUGAGGGAGGGCAUUGUAACCACUGCAGAGCAAGACAUCAAGGAGGACAUCGCGAAGCUGCUUCGGUAUGAGUCCUCAGCCCUGCCUGCUGGGCAGCUGACCAGUUUAUCAGACUAUGCCAGCCGAAUGCAGGCUGGCACCCGCAACAUCUAUUACCUGUGUGCUCCUAACCGUCACCUGGCUGAGCAUUCACCGUACUACGAGGCCAUGAAGCAGAAACACACUGAGGUGCUCUUCUGCUAUGAGCAGUUCGAUGAACUUACUUUGCUGCACCUGCGGGAGUUUGACAAGAAGAAGCUGAUCUCUGUGGAGACAGACAUCGUCGUUGACCACUACAAGGAGGAAAAGUUUGAGGACACAUCUCCAGCUGGUGAACGCCUGUCCGAGAAGGAAACAGAAGAGCUAAUGGCUUGGAUGAGGAAUGCACUGGGGUCUCGUGUCACCAACGUGAAGGUGACUUUCCGCCUGGACACCCACCCUGCCAUGGUGACCGUGCUGGAGAUGGGGGCUGCCCGGCACUUCCUGCGCAUGCAGCAGCUCGCCAAGACCCAGGAGGAACGUGCCCAGCUGCUCCAGCCCACUCUGGAGAUCAACCCCAGGUAUGCCCAGGCUCCAGCCCACUCUGGAGAUCAACCCCAGGCACACGCUAAUAAAGAAGCUCAGUCAGCUGAGAGAGCGCGAGCCGGGGCUGGCCCAGCUGCUGGUGGACCAGAUCUAUGAGAACGCCAUGAUAGCAGCGGGACUGGUUGAUGACCCCCGGCCCAUGGUAGGCCGCCUGAAUGACCUUCUGGUCAAGGCCCUGGAGAAACACUGACAGCCCAGAGACUGGACCUAGUGUGCAACCCAGACCUUCUCAGGCCACAGACGCCUGGGGAGGAAGGACUUGAUGCACAGAUAAUGCCACCGACUGCUCGAGCUCAGCUUUAUUUACCUCAAUUAAACAGUAUUCUUAGUCUGAA